AUGAGCAGUCCAAGUGUCUUUGCGGCAAAGGAAGUCGCAGAGUUGAAUUCAGAUGAAGUCAAAUCCAUGAAACUGCCUCGGUCAAUUGGCCAUCGAGGCUACCCGGUCAAGUACCCAGAAAACUCGCUGGAGAGUCUACUCGCUGCUAUCGACGUUGGCGCUGACGGCAUAGAGACCGAUGUCCAUCUCUCAGCAGACGGCUACGUCGUGGUCUCCCACGAUCUCCACACCAAGCGCGUCUUCGGCUCCACCACCGAACCGAUCCGCAAUCGAAACUACAUCGGUGAUCUAGAGCACCUGCGGACGGUGCAAGAGCCGCACUCCAAAAUGGUGCUGCUGAAAGAAGUCUUGGAUCAGUUUGUGACGAAUCCGAAAUUCGAAGGGAAAUGGCUGUGUAUCGAUGUCAAGGCUGAUAAUGACGUCGCGGUGAUCGAGGGGAUCGCAAAGGUCAUGAUGGAGGUUAUGGCUGAUCCGCUGUUUUGGAAGGAGCGCGUUGUGCUCGGCAUAUGGCUGGUCAAAUUCCUCCCACUAUGUCAUAAACAUGUUCCCGAAAUCCCCUUGAUCCACAUCGGAGUCGACCUCUCCUACGCCGCCAACUUCAUCCACGAGCCCUCAGUGAUAGGCAUCAGCAUGGUAAUGGUUUCGAUCUACACGCAAAGAGGCUACGACCUCAUAACCCAGCUCCACGACCUCGGAAAGUUCAUCUACGUCUGGACCGUCAACCCCCCAGAACUCAUGACCCUAUGUAUCGCGCUCGGCGUCGACGCGGUGUUGACUGACGAGCCGGUCAAGUUCGAGCAGUGCCGGGUAGACGCACUCGCGAAAGCGGGCGAGAGUAGGGAUGCGCUGGGGGAAGCUGAGCGGGCGAUCAGUUUUGGUACAAAGACGAGGCUGUAUGGGCUCUCGACGGGGAUUAAGGUGCUUGCUCCUUUGUUACGUAGAAGGUUUGAGUGA
This is a messenger RNA of Myxozyma melibiosi, 954 nucleotides long. RefSeq names its product PLC-like phosphodiesterase. The transcript is spliced from 4 exons. Gene Ontology annotation, biological process: lipid metabolic process. The record is from RefSeq and is a predicted model, not a curated record. Lineage: Eukaryota; Fungi; Ascomycota; Lipomycetes; Lipomycetales; Lipomycetaceae. Bases 1 to 954 code for a protein of 317 amino acids. Gene Ontology annotation, molecular function: phosphoric diester hydrolase activity.